AUGCCAGCUGACCGCCAGAGUGGCAGUGCGGUGGCCGGGAGCCACCCCAGCGAGGCCCCGAGCGUUGCUGGGAAUUCAUCUGCAUCCCGUUUCUGGUGCCCAGAGAGGGGACCAGGGCUCAUGCAGCCGGAAUCCAUCGGGGAGGCGCACCCAGCCCAGACAGUUGGCCGCAGGGACCCCGCGGCGGUCUGCCUCCACCCCACCCCAGUCCCUCGCUGUGGCUGGAGGCUCCGAGUCGCAGGCUGCUUCCUUCUCCCGGGGAGGCGAGGCGGGGGGACCCCGAGAGCCCCCACGCUGCUUGGAGGUCGGCCCGGGGUCUCUGGGCGAGGUCAUCCCGGGACGCGAGUUCCCGCCCCUCCUGGAGUCCCGGACUUCCCCGAUCACAAAAGGCACCCUCUGCCUCCGCCGUGGCCAGCGUCAGCGGGCAGAGCGGGGACCCUCCCGCGCCAUCCCUGGGGACUGCCUCGUCCUCCCCCUCUGCCUACCCUGGCCGGCGCGCCCACAUCAAGGGGUUUUAUGCACGCUCCCUCACUUUUGACCAUCGUAAGCGUCUCGGAUCCCGCGGCCUCCUCCGGUGAGGCUCCGACGCCAGAACCCGCAAAGCCCAGCCUUCGCGAGGGCGGGAUUCGGAAAGCGGGUGGUAGCUGCAGGGCCGGGGUCGCUGCCCGGGAACGCAGGACGGGAGGUCUCUUAUGGACACAGCGCCACCCCCACCCCCGCACGAUCGCCGCGGGGAAAGCCAAGAGGAAGGGGCUCCCGGGUCUGAACCGCUCGCUCGGGGCACAGGGCGCUGCUGGGCGCGCGAAGAAACCGACUCAGGUGCGCUGA
Molecule: messenger RNA, 828 nt
Organism: Rangifer tarandus platyrhynchus (Svalbard reindeer)
Lineage: Eukaryota; Metazoa; Chordata; Mammalia; Artiodactyla; Cervidae
Source: the annotation of a GenBank genome assembly